Molecule: messenger RNA, 1204 nt
Organism: Beta vulgaris subsp. vulgaris (sugar beet)
Lineage: Eukaryota; Viridiplantae; Streptophyta; Magnoliopsida; Caryophyllales; Amaranthaceae
Product: peptidyl-prolyl cis-trans isomerase CYP20-1
Exons: 8
Coding region: 106-825 (239 amino acids)
Biological process (GO): protein folding; protein peptidyl-prolyl isomerization
Cellular component (GO): intracellular membrane-bounded organelle
Molecular function (GO): peptidyl-prolyl cis-trans isomerase activity
Source: RefSeq, a predicted model, not a curated record
UAUUUCCCCACCAAAAAGGAGAAAAGAAAAUUAAGGUUUCUGAAAAUUUUCUUAAGAAUUUCAGCAGAAAUAAAAAAAAAAGGAAAUAAAGUGAACUGCAAAAUAAUGGCGAUAUCGAAGAAGCGGAUUAUACUACCUGCACUACUAUGGCUUCUUGCUCUUUUUGGAUUCUUACUUCUUAUUCUGAAUCAUUUAAGUGAUCCUGGAUCAUCUCAAGUGCAAAAAGACAAUGAUCCACACAUAAAAAGUGGAGAUCUUGAGAGAGAUAAUGAGGGGAAUGUGUCUGAUGAUGGAAUGAAGCAAGUGACUCAUAGGGUUUUCUUCGAUGUCGAGAUCGAUGGGAUGCCUGCUGGAAGAAUCGUGAUAGGCCUCUUUGGAAAAACAGUCCCCAGAACUGUAGAGAAUUUUCGAGCUCUAUGCACGGGGGAGAAAGGAACUGGAAAGAGCGGGAAAGCUCUGCACUAUAAAGGAAGCAUGUUCCAUCGGAUCAUCCCAAGCUUUAUGAUUCAGGGAGGUGAUUUUACUGUUGGCGAUGGCCGCGGUGGGGAGUCUAUAUAUGGUGAAAAGUUUGCAGAUGAGAACUUCAAGCUGAAGCACACUGGUCCAGGGUUUCUCUCAAUGGCAAAUGCUGGACCAGAUACCAAUGGGUCACAAUUCUUUAUUACAACUGUUAAAACAAAUUGGUUGGAUGGUCGGCACGUUGUGUUUGGUGAAGUAUUGUCAGGAAUGGAUGUCGUCUACAAGAUUGAGGGGCGAGGUACGCAAAAAGGGAUACCGAAAAGCAAAGUUGUCAUAUUGAAUUCUGGGGAAAUAGCAUCAUCCUGACUUUAAAAGGUAUUGCACAUCUUCCUUCUCUACCGAGUGUGCCUUGACACAAAUGAUGUACAGCAAAGUUUUGAUCUUUGCUGGACGAACAUAUACUAGUAUAUGUAUAUCGAAAUGCAUGUUAAAUGUACCUAUAAUGGUGUUGAAUUAUCCGAAACAUGUACAAUGUCGACAUUAAUUGUCAUCUCGGCAGAAUGUGCCACUUUCCAUAUUGGUUACCUUUUCUAGUGGAGUUUUGCACUAUCCUGCACUUCAAUGCAUUCUUCAAUAUUCUGAAAGGUACACAAGAGAUCAUGUAAUGACAUCCUAGAGUGUACUGUGUACUUUGAACAACAUAGAUCUGCAAAAAAAACAAUAAGAAUAUAUUUGUUCAUGAUGA